AUGCAGUUCCUUUCAAUCUUGACUUCCUCCUUCCUUGCAGUCGGCCUCACGGCUGCAUCGACCCCCUCCGGCUUCACGCCGUCUGUCGAAGCGGAUGUAGGCGUCAUUUUCUCGGUUGAUGGGAGCCAUCUCACUCUUGAAUCUGGAACAUUAAUCAGUCAGAACUGGACCGUCAAUGCUCCUACUCUGUACCUGGAGGAUACUACCUCGACAGAUGGCGAGUAUACCAUCAUCAUGGUUGACCCAAAAAUCAACGAGGAUGGCGUCACGAUGGCCGCUCUGCACUGGUAUCAGCCAGACUUGGUCUACUCCUCUGGUGUUCUGACAAUCAGCAACACGUCCGCCCCAAGCGCAGAAUAUGUCUACCCGACACCGCUGGAAGGACCAGCGCAUGAUUAUACCUUGCUGCUGUACAGCCAGCCAAAAGACUACUCCCUGCCUGCCUGUCUUGAGAGCUUGCUGCCUGCAACUGAUGCUGCGCGUCUUGGGUUCAACGUUGAAGAUUUCGAAGAAGUGACAGGUCUGGGUACCCCGGUGGCGGCGAACUGGUUCCAGGUUGUGAACCCGACGCCUGCAACUACUACAAUUGCAGUUACAUCCACCUUUCUGUCUACAUACGCGUGUGAAGCAACUGCUACUGCCAGUUCAUGA
This is a messenger RNA of Aspergillus sclerotioniger CBS 115572, 651 nucleotides long. Its product is annotated as YbhB/YbcL family Raf kinase inhibitor-like protein. Gene Ontology annotation, biological process: regulation of Ras protein signal transduction; regulation of proteolysis. Lineage: Eukaryota; Fungi; Ascomycota; Eurotiomycetes; Eurotiales; Aspergillaceae. Gene Ontology annotation, molecular function: phospholipid binding; peptidase inhibitor activity. The coding region runs from base 1 to 651 and encodes 216 amino acids. The transcript is spliced from 2 exons. The record is from RefSeq and is a predicted model, not a curated record.